AUGACACUCUCUGAAAGUCAGGAAAUGGCGCCAGCUACGAAAAAUUCACAGAAGCCUCCUCAGUUUGAAUUCUGGAAAAAUAUGCCGGAGGAAAUCAAAAUGUCCAUUUUGCAGUAUCUACCUGCCAAAGACCUCUUUAGAUGCUCCCGUGUGUGCAAGGCAUGGAACAAAAUGUGUUUCGACGGACAGCUGUGGGCUAAACUGGAUGCAUCUACCUAUUACACCGAUAUACCAAGUGAAGCAUUGAUAAAAGUGAUCACCGCGGCAGGCCCCUUUUUGAGAGACUUGAACCUCCGUGGCUGCGCCCAGUUGGAAAAUGCAUGGCUGGCCCAUGGAGAACGCAUAUCCGAUACCUGUCGGAAUCUGGUCAACAUAUGCAUAAGGGAUUCCAAGAUUAACCGAAUAACCUUCCAUUUGUUAAUACGGAAUAAUUCGAACUUGACUCAUGUUGAUGUAUCUGGACUGUCGAUUGUCGGCAAUUCCUCCAUGAGAACCAUCUCCCAGAACUGUCCCAGACUGGAAUUCCUCGACAUAUCCUGGUGCAAGGGCGUCGACGCCAAAGGGUUGAGACGGAUUGUCGCCUCCUGUCCCCACUUGAAAGAUUUACGGGCAAAUGAACUGUCUGCAUUUGAUAAUCACGAACUCCUGCAGCAGUUGUUUGAGAUUAAUAGCCUAGAAAGGCUAAUUCUGUCACACUGUUCCUCCUUAUCGGAUACGAGUUUGAAGAUUCUCAUGGAGGGUGUUGAUCCCGAGGUCGACCUUCUGACAGGCCGCGCUGUCGUCCCCCGUCGGAAAUUGAAACAUUUGGAUUUGUCCCGCUGCCGAGCUUUGACUGAUGUGGGGAUCAAAAGCCUUGCUCAUAACCUUCCGGCAUUGGAAGGGCUGCAGCUGUCACAAUGCCCCAAUAUAGGGGACAGUGCCCUUAUAGAAGUCGUCCGAACCACCCCACGCCUAACCCAUCUUGAUGUGGAGGAAUUAGACAAGUUAACUAACACGUUCUUAAUUGAACUCUCAAAGGCGCAGUGCGCUGAAACCCUCCAGCAUUUGAAUCUUAGCUACUGCGAAGGGUUAGGUGACGCGGGAAUGCUACAAAUUUUGAAAGCUUGCCCCCACCUCCGCUCUCUUGACCUCGACAACACAAGAGUCUCUGAUCUUACCAUUAUGGAGCUCUGCAGUCAAGCCCGUAAGCGUGGAUAUGCCAAUAGUUUCCCACGCCCUGGCUUCCGAGUUGCCGUCUUCGAUUGCGGAAAUAUCACCUGGGCAGGCAUCAGAGAGGUGCUGUCAAGCAACACUUACGUGCCACGGCAGUAUCCCAUUAUCACAACCGACACCGUCUCUCCGAAAACCGCCACCGGGUCCAGCCAAUCUCUAUCAUAUUCAUCCUCAUCUUCCCCCUCUUCCCCUUCCUCUUCCACCUCCAGUUCCACCAACACAAGAAUCCCCAUCUCCCCUAUCACUACGAUUACCACAAUAACACCCAUAACCACAGACGGCGAAACCACCCAAGUCACUCCCAAAAACUCCAUGCUCUCAACCCCUACCCCGCCACCCAGCGCCACAAUCCUCUACCCAAAAGAAAUCAUUGACCUCAAAUGCUUCUACGGCUGGCAGAUGGUGGUCAGGGAGCACACGAAGCGCGUGCUACGUGGGAAUCUUGCAGCGGCCAUAAGGCUCGAGCGCAAGUGGGCGGAUCACAUGAUGGCGAACGAGGAAGCGGGCGUGGCUGCUGCGCGUCGGAGGAGGCGGAGAGCAAGGGACGUGGAACGCAUGUUUGAUGAGGAUGAGGAAGGGGAUGAGAGUGCGUAUGGACCGGCUGGUCUGGUCCCGUUGGGAGGCCGGAGGAGGGCGAGGAGUGGGGGUUGUGUAGUUAUGUGA
Molecule: messenger RNA, 1875 nt
Organism: Histoplasma capsulatum G186AR
Lineage: Eukaryota; Fungi; Ascomycota; Eurotiomycetes; Onygenales; Ajellomycetaceae
Product: F-box domain-containing protein
Exons: 1
Coding region: 1-1875 (624 amino acids)
Biological process (GO): SCF-dependent proteasomal ubiquitin-dependent protein catabolic process
Cellular component (GO): SCF ubiquitin ligase complex
Molecular function (GO): protein binding
Source: RefSeq, a predicted model, not a curated record